Molecule: messenger RNA, 1182 nt
Organism: Geodia barretti
Lineage: Eukaryota; Metazoa; Porifera; Demospongiae; Tetractinellida; Geodiidae
Source: the annotation of a GenBank genome assembly
AUGGAGGACUCUGCAGUUAGCUUUACUCACCUUUCAUCGUCUUUUCUACAGCACCUCUCAGUCGGCAUCAGAGAGCAACUGGAGCAGUGGCUAAGUUCCAGCAAUGAGCUCUCCAUAUUCGUCAGCGGACGAACUGGGAGCGGAAAGUCGUCACUCGUGAACGCCCUCCUGGGGGCGAAGGUAGCGGAGGAAGGAGCCGAGCCUGAUCCGACCACUGCAGAGGUUACUUGUCACGAAGGCAGCGCGAGCGGCGUUCGGGUCAAGGUAUGGGACUCGCCUGGUCUGCAGGACGGCACCACUAACGAAGAACGUUACCUGAACGACAUUGCAGCGAGGUGCUCACCAAUAGAUCUGUUUCUCUUCUGUAUCAACGUUGCAGAUGCAACGAGAUUCAACAUGGAAUCGCCAGACGUGAAAGCCCUUGCUAAAUUAACAGAGAAACUUGGGCCAGAGAUUUGGAAUCACGCGAUAAUUGCUCUGACAUUUGCCAAUAGGCUAGGGCAAAAGAGUGAAGAGAUGAGGCUAGCAAAGCAAAUUAAGGACACUGUCAGAUUACGGGAGCUGUUCAACCACAAGAUCAUCCAGUGGCAAGAGUCCUUGCGAGAUAUACUGGGUAAAAUUGGCCUUUCUCUUGUGCAAGUGGCAGCUCUGAAAAUGAUUCCGACCGGUCACCCACGUCGAGAUCCAAGUCUCCCGGACCGUCCUCACUGGCUCAGCACCUUUUGGUUCGAGGCCCUCCGCUCCACUCACCCCAGAGCCCAGCCUGCACUCCUCCGGAUGAAUGAGACACGCAUCGUCGAGAACCCCGAAAUGGUAGACAAGAACACUCAUAGCCAACACUCGGAAGACAUGGCAUUCAUAUUCAGUGACUUUGCUUGUAAUGUUGGGAGCUUUAUGUACGGCUCUAAAGAUUUGGGGUUGAUGAUUGGUCUGGAUGCAGCUAAACGCAAGGAGUUUGAGCUCACAGAAAGCCUAGUACUCGAACAGUUUCUCAUCAUGGAAGUGACAAAGGAGCAUCAACAGAUGUCUCACAGUUCUGCAAGUCCACUAGCCAGCAGCAGUGGUAGCGAGUCUUCUUAUUCUCCAGAUAACUCUAGGGGUGAUGUCCCACCAAAGGGAGCGGAAGGAAGCUGUGGUCCUGUAGCAAGCAAUGCAGUGUGUGGGGGACCGUUUGAUGGAUGA